CAAAUUCGCUCUGCUGUUAUUGAGCUGCGAAAGCUAAACGAAAAUUGUUAAAAUUUUAUUGCAAAUUAAUUGUGAGUAAUGUUGAAUUGGUAUUAGCAGACAGACGGUAAAGAAAUCGAUUUGAAUACAGAGUGAAAUUGUAAUAUUUAAAUGAAAAAUAGCAAAUUUCUCGAGCGGCCGAAUAAAAAUUUCACUACGCGACUCCCAUUUUCGGUUAGGGUCGUGGCUCGCGUGUUAAACAUAUGUGCGAGAUAGAGAAAGCCACUGCUUGCGGCUGCAUGUAGCAAGUGUGCGUGCGAACGAGCAGACAAGUGUUGUUUUAUUUUUUUUUGUCGUUUUGGUGUAAAGUUGAAGAAAAUUUUUGAGCAAAGAAUUUAAUAAUGAGAUAAUCUUUGUAUUUAUCCAAAUAACAUCAGCGAAGUGAAAGAAAAGCCAAACAAAUUGUUAAUUGUUUAUAUAAUUAAUUGAAUUUGAAGUAAUUGUGUUGGGGAAGUGCGUGUUAUGUGGCUAAAUAUCGAUAAGUCGCAACAGCUGAUGCACUGGUGCGUUUAAUCUUUACUAGCAAACCCCCACGCCGGUGGGGCUUAAAGCAUUAUAACAAAAAAAAAAUAAGAAAAAAAGAAGCAAAAAACACGCCAGAGAGUGAUUCACAAGUUUUAAGCAGGCGUAGCACCUUUCCAAAACUGCACUAGCUUAUGCUUAUUAAUGUGGAAUUUGUUGUUGAAAUAUUUGUGUGUCUAUGAGAUACGUGUGAAAGAAAGUUUCGUUUAGGAAGGCUUUUUGCUUUCUUCUUUUUUUUUUGUUGCAUGAAUCGAAGGAUUGAUUGCUGUUGUCUUCUUGUGGAUUACGGUGCUCGUGGCUGAGCGAAAGACGAUUGCGACGACCACGACCACAACGACAACGACGACUAUCGGACGGAUCGGUUCUUGAAACGACCCGUUGCUGGUCAUUUGGGAGAAGAUAUACGUCUGAUCUGGAUAUAAUUGAUGCAUGAUGGAUGCUGGACAGCAAGAAACUAGACAGGCACAUCAUCGUGCUUCCGUGAAGUGGCUGCUCGCCAAAGCCUUCAACAAUAAUAUUCCAGACAAUUUGCGUGAACCCUUCUAUACCGAUCAUGACAAUCAGGAACGGCUGAAACCGCAAAUUGUCGUGGAAAUGGGAAAUGCAACGCUAUACUGCCAGACAUUAUCCAACAUAUAUUCGGAUCCGAAUUAUCAAAGUCUGAAUCAUUGGUCCAUAUUGCAGACAUUGUCACGUAAGGGUGUGCCAGUCGCUGAGUCACCAGAGAUGCCAUUAACCGAAACGGUUUUGAUACAAACCAAUCCUUUGAGGAUAAACGCCCACAUGUCCGUGAUUCAAUCACUCAUGACUUUGUACGCAAAGGAAAUAACUUCGGGCGAUCGCAUAGCUAACGCUGUUGCCAGAAUUACGGGUAAUAAUGGCCAAACGUUACCACACGAUCAGCCUUUCGAUCAGCUGCUGUUGCUGUGGAUCUCACAUGCGUGCACUUCGCUGAAGAAACGCAUCGCCCGCGAGGUCGAAUUGGGCGCAACGGAUGAAAAUGGCGUGCGCCUACAAGUGCCCAACAUUCCAGCAGUGCACGAUUAUCAGAGCUUAUGUGAUGGCGUUUGUUUAGCUUUAUUUAUAUCGUAUUAUUGCCCGAAAGCGCUACCAUGGACGCUUGUGCGUAUUAAUUACUUACCAGCCGUCGAGGAUUCCGUACACAAUGUGUCUUUAGUCAGCAAUUUUUGUCAAAAACAUUUGCCAUAUAAUGUGUUCCAUAUGAUGCCCGAAGAUGUUACAUACAUGCGCAAUUCAAUGAAGCUGAAUUUAGUUGUACUUUUGGCGGAUUUAUUUCUACUCUUCGAAAUCCAUCCUGCAAAAUGUGUUUGCUAUCCAGGCAUGGAUGCGCCAGUUUCGAAUUCGGCCUCGUCAGAAGUAGUGUAUGGAAAUAAUACUGCAACAAUAAUGCAAAAUGCGGGGUUAAGAAAUUCGGAAAACGAAGCCUUUGUUGUUCAUAAGUCACGUGGCGUUACAACCCUAUCGUCGUUGCACUCACAACAACAACAACACAAUCAACAGCAACAGGAGCCAUUGGUUCCCGCACGUUUGCGUCAAUCGAAAGAAAAAUCAAAUAUCGAGACUAAGGCUGAUGAAAGAGGUGAUUACGUACCAGCAGGCAGACCCAGCAAUUGGGAACAAAAUCGGCGUCCUAGUUAUGCAGGACGACGCUCACGCAGAAACUCAUCCAGCGAAGACUCACAAUUGACAAUUGAGAAUUUCGGUGGCUCUCAAGAUCAACUGAAUGCGGUCGGACGUUUUGAGCGCGAGCGUGAGCGUGAACGCGAACGAAAGCUAUCCAAUGUUAGUGUGGAACCCGCUGUUGCCGUACGCUCCUCCAUUGCCGAUGCACGCGGCACGCUACAACUUGGCUACGAUACCGAUUCGGGUUCGGAGAAACAGGAUCGUGAGACCGAGAAAUACUUAAUGAAGCGACAUGCAAGCACCGAUAAUGUCAACAUGAAUGCCUCCAAUACUCAACUGAACAGCAUUGUCAGCACGGUAAGCAGUCCGAUGCCCUCGACACGCCGUCAACACCCCAUUGAAAAAGACAAUCUGGAAGAGCAGUAUGCCGAACGCAAGGACAGCAGCACGAAUGAUUAUGAGCAAACGUUGACCAGACGCUCAACACAAAGUUCUGGCUCAAGCAAAGUGGAGGCUUGGAAUAAUAGUAAAAUUGAUCCCUACGACGAUGAUCUGCGCACGCUGGAGAACGCCUCCAAAUUGUCCAAUAUACGCAUGAAACUCGAAGAGAAGCGUUUACGCAUCGAACAGGAUAAGCGACGCAUUGAAAUGGCCUUGUUGCGUCAUCAGGAAAAGCUUGCACGCGAGGAUUUGGAUGCCUCGUCGGAGGUGUUGAAAUGGGAGACAUUGAGUAACGAUUCCAAUCGUACGCCAGAUCUUGAUCCGCUCGACUUGGAUAAGUAUCAGCAAAGUCUGGCUAUUAUGAAUAUGAAUUUACAGGAUAUACAACAGGAUAUUCAAAAGCUAACAGUCCAACAAAACCAAAUACAAGCACAACAAUUGCAAGCGCAACAACUGAUGCACGCACAGCAUAUGGCCAACAUGUUGAAUCAGCCACCGUAUGGUUCACAACAACAUCUCAGCGACAAUUUCAAUCAAAUGCAAAUGCAACAACAACAGCACAAUUUCGGUUCGACACCACAUCUUGCACAUUCCCCAUACAAUCCACAUGCCAAUCUCUACAACUCGCGUCCGCCCAGUCGCGAUCCCUACCAACAACAACAACAGCAACAGCAACAAAUGCCAUCAAUGCCAAUGCAAUAUAUAAACGAACACGGGCAAUAUGUGUCGCCACAGCAGCCGCCACCAAUGAUGCAACAACAACCACACUACAUGCAACCACAGAAGUUAUAUAACGAUAAUAUGGUUCCUUACAACAACCACGUCUACGGUGCACCACCCGGUCCGCCGCAAUACGUACCACACCACAACCAAACGCCACCGCAAUACAUGAAUCGGGCCAGCAUGUACGAUGACUACGGCCGUGAUCCGAGCUCCCCACAACCGAAUCCCAUGUAUCCGCAUGAAAUGUCGCCGCAACCGGCGCAACCGCAACGACGCACGUGGAAUCAAUCGGUGUACGAGCAGCAACAGCAGCAACAACAACAACAGUAUCAGCAGUCGCAAGCGCCUUUGGUGGAUGUGAAUGCAUGGCAACAGCAAAAGCAACGUUCAACGCUGCCCAUGGACGGCAACUACACUUGGAAGAAGUCCAAUCAAAUGGCGAGCAACAGUGGACGUGAAGGUGGAUUUGUGUUGCAUCAAAACGAUGGCGGUGGUGAGUAUCAGCAUCUCUUCCGCUCCUCACCGCAGCACAUGCAACACAACAGCAACGACGGCGGCGGCGGUGGCGGCCUGCAGCGUCAACACUCUAUCACCAAUAUGCCAAUGACAACGAAACAAGCGCCGCCAACAGCGGCGACGUCUUCCUCAAAUUCUUCGGGUGGCCAACAAAUGUGCGAUGAUAUGAUGGCGCCACAGAGCAUAUGCUUUAUUGGCGAUGAGGACGAUGUGGAGGAGUUGGAACGUAAUAUAAUCGAAUCAAUGCAGCAUACGCGCAUCACCGACUAUGCACACCAGCAGCAGCAGUAUCAAAUGCAGCAGCAGCAACAACAGCAACACUAUCAACAGCACGGCAGUGACGGCAGCUACGACGGUGGCAACGAGCUGUUGCCGCAAAAGUUGCACAUAACCAGCGGCAACCUAACCUAUCGCAUACCGUCGCCGUCCAGACCCGCUGUCAACGCCAACAGUUUUCAGGAUCCACGCGAUGCGAAAACCGAGAAAGGCUUUUACAUUUCGUUCGACGAUAACCAACCCAAACGCCCGAAACCACCCUUGCGUGCGAAACGUUCGCCGAAGAAGGAGCGCAGCAUGGAUAGCACCGAUCACCAGGCGUUGUCCGGCACCAAAAUGGAGGCACUCAAUCGUUCGCACAGCAUCAGCGAAGACAACAAUCCGACCUACAAUGGUGGCACGCUGUUGCGUCAGUACGCCGGUGGCGUCGGCAAUAUGGAUACGCUUAAGAAUGGUGGCAAAAUGAGCGACAUUAAUACGGCUACAUACAAUAAGUACACAGAUGCGCCUAUACAGUUACGCCAUGAUGACCUCAAUAGCCAAAAAGCGCCAGUAGCGCAACCACGUUCGCCCGUACAUCAAUUCAGUGUUUCGGCGACGGCUGCGGCACUGUCGUCCUCACCGCCCAUAACGCGUAGUCAUCAAACUACAAAUGCCGCCGGUGCGGGUGGUAGCGGUAGUCAGGCGAAGGCGUUAGUCAUCGGCACCGAUGUGACCAACUUGGAUCGGGAAUCCAUCGAUGAAAUGGAGCGUCGCAAAGAAAAAAUCAUGCUACAGUCACUACAGCGCCGCCAACAGCAAGAGGAGGCGAAGGCGCGUAAAGAAAUCGAAGCGGCACGCAAGCGUGAAAUGGAGCGCGAAAAGGAAGAGGAGAAGGCGCGCAAGAAAGAAGAACAAAUGGCGCGACGGGCGGCAAUUUUGGAGCAACAUCGAUUGAAAAAGGCAAUCGAAGAGGCCGAACGGGAGGGUAAAACGCUUGAUCGCGAAUUAACAAUGAAACAGUCAACACAGAAUUCCACAACGCCACGUCUGCGUCAAACGCGUCCCACACGGCCACGUCCCAAGACCAUACAUGUCGAUGACGGUUCCGUGGACUUGAGUGAAGCAUCGAGUAUUUCUAGUCGUAGUAAAAAAGGUUCUAGUACCAAUCUAACAGCCUACGGUACAUUGAGCAAUUCCAACACGCUGAGAAGAGAUUUUUAUAGAGGCUCGCACGAUUCUCUAACUGUGAAAGAAUCACCUGAUGAAUACCCAAGCACAAGUUCGACACCGAUUGGGCGCAGGGGAUCAUAUAAAGCAUCAAGAGAACCAACCGUCGAUCGAGGCCGCUCACGUAUAUCUGUAGCUAAAGGAAGUAGCCUUAAUUUCCGUGGUCGCAAGUCGAAUUCGCUAAUGAAUCUGUGUGAUACAGAUUCGGGAUUGGGUCGUGCCACACCGCCACGUCGUGCGCCAUCGCCGGGCAUGGCCUCAGGUAGGCAUAUGCCGUCGCCAUCCGGACCGGGCUCACUGCCACCAGGUUUGAUAUCGAAACGACGCGGCUUCGAUGAUGGAUCGGGCCUGCUAUCGGCCAAUCUAGGCUCAAUGGAAUAUUCGGGUCCGAAACUGUAUAAGCAACCAGCGGCCAAAUCGAAUCGUGGCAUCAUAUUGAAUGCCGUCGAAUAUUGCGUUUUUCCCGGUGCGGUGAAUCGUGAGGCCAAACAAAAAGUACUCGAGAAGAUUGCACGCUCCGAAGCGAAACAUUUUCUCGUGCUCUUCCGCGAUGCCGGCUGUCAAUUCCGUGCAUUGUACAGCUAUGUGCCCGAGAUGGAUCAAGUAACCAAAUUGUACGGUACGGGACCUAGUCAAGUGGAUGAAGUCAUGUUUGACAAAUUCUUCAAAUACAACUCAGGCGGAAAAUGCUUUUCACAAGUCCAUACAAAACAUCUAACGGUCACCAUCGAUGCAUUUACGAUUCACAACUCGCUGUGGCAGGGCAAGAAAGUGCAUUUGCCCAGUAAAAAGGAUAUGGCGUUAGUUAUAUAAGGAGUAGCGUUACAUAAUAUGGCGCGCAAGUGGCCGCUUUACUACUACUACCACAUAUGGCAACGCUUCUCUGUGUGUGUGUGUAUGUGUGCUUGAAGGAAUUGCCCGAUAAUAUUGUUGCUGCUGGCGGAAAACGAAGAGAAGAAGCUAAAACAGCCGAGACAUCAUGAAAAUUGUUGCCUGAGUUACAUACAUACAUACUUCUAUGUAGAUGUAAAUUGUUGGUUCGAAAGUUAUAUAUAUACAUAUAUGCAUAUACAUUUACAUACCUAACUUAUAUAUAUAAUAUAUAUAUGGCAUCAUUGAUUGAUAAUGCAAAAAAGCAAGAAAUUAAGAAAAAUAGGAACAAAGCGCGCAAGUUUUACAAAGCAAAAAGCAAGAACAAUUUUGCGAAAAAUUGAAAAAACAGUAAAUAACUAACAUUUACUAACUGCAAAACUUAAAGUUAAAAGGCGCCUGCGCAGCGCCGUAAAGUGUGUAAAGCGAAGAAGAGAGAAAAAGAGCGCGCUAGUGCAAGGGAGAGUUAGUCCAAACGUAACUGUCUGUCUUGUUGUGUGGCUGGAAAGCCAAAUAUAAGCUUAAGCUGGCGCAAACUGUCACACACACACACAUACACACUACAGUACACACACACAUACUUAUACAACUAGGAUAUUCAUAUAUACAUACA
This is a messenger RNA of Bactrocera tryoni, 6853 nucleotides long. RefSeq names its product patronin (gene Patronin). The transcript is spliced from 25 exons. Gene Ontology annotation, biological process: negative regulation of microtubule depolymerization; neuron projection development; cytoplasmic microtubule organization. Gene Ontology annotation, molecular function: spectrin binding; microtubule minus-end binding; calmodulin binding. Gene Ontology annotation, cellular component: microtubule minus-end. Lineage: Eukaryota; Metazoa; Arthropoda; Insecta; Diptera; Tephritidae. The record is from RefSeq and is a predicted model, not a curated record. Bases 991 to 6183 code for a protein of 1730 amino acids.